AUGAACAGCAACGACCCUCUCAGUCGCAAGGCAAAUGGCAAGCCUCUCGUGAACCGCAAAAGUGCUAGUAGGCAGAAGCGAGGCGUCCUAACAUUGACCUUCGGGGCCGUUGCAAGGUACAUCUAUCUCGUCACGACGCCGCCAUUUCACUCUGAUAGCAAGAUCAUAGCUAAUUGCCAACUCCCUAGGCUGGCAACAUGGGUUGUCAUCUUCUCCAUCCUCUUCCGAUGCCCCUCAUCGCUUGAGGCGUGCGAUGAAACCGCCCCGCGAGUCUGUAAACCUUACUUCCGUAUUAAGGGCGCCGUAUUAUCCCAUAUCCUGCCCUACUGCCUUGGAUACCUACCGACUCGGACAGCAAAGGAUGUGUACCUUUUCAAUAUCUCGCAGCUUGUCUUUUUAACGGCCGCGAUUAUUUUUGCCCACCUCUGGCUACGGCGCCGACCCUCGACUACACGGACGUCACAUCAACAUGAUCAUGCCUCUGAGAGGCCACCGCCGGCUACGGAGGAGAGCCCUCGAAAUCGAGCACCGUUCGAAGUUCUCUACCCUGAUCCAGACAAAGACACUACGCCGGCCGAGGUAGACAUCAUCGCUGUGCACGGUUUCGGCUCGAGUGUCGACUGGUCAUGGAACUGGCGAGAUAAGACCUCGCCUGGAACGUUGGUGAAUUGGCUGAAAGACCCAUGCAUGCUCCCAGAAGUAGUACCCAAAUCAAGGAUCAUGGUCUAUAACUACCAGUCAAGAUGGGGCGCCAAUGGUCUAAGGAUCAAGCUCCAACUUUCUGGGGAGGAUCUCGUCCGCAGUUUGCACGCUUUUCGCAAAGGGCUGCAGAACCGUCCAGUAGUCUUUGUUGGACAUAGCCUCGGCGGCCUCGUGAUCCAGCAUGCUCUCUUAUACGCAGAACGUGAAGAUCAAUUUCGGUAUCUUCCUAGAUGCACCGAUGGGUUUAUAGCGCUUGGAUCGCCCUUUCAAGGCAUCAGGAUGCCAGGAGUACGUAAUUUCGUGUCGAGGCUGAUGUUGCUAGUUGACUCUCUUCGCGGCCUGCUGGAUACCUUGGGUUACGAUGACCAAAUUUUAAAAAAUAAACUGAAAGAGUUCUGCGAGCUGCAGAAAUCUAGGUCGAUUCCGAUAUGUUGCUUCUUUGAAGCUCACGAUACGGACUAUGGAUCGCGGCUGGGGCUGCCGGGACUCCUUCACGGAAUGGUUGUCACGAAAGAAUCCGCCUGUGUCCCCGGCUGGAAGUGUACGCAGGUUGAGACAGAUCAUCUAAACCUCAUCAAAUUUUCCGGCCCGUGUGACCAGUCUUUCUUGCGUGUUUCUAAGCAGAUCUUGAAGAUGUGCAGCGCAUCGACGAGCGGGACUGACGAUCGGACGAAGAUCGCGCCAAAUUCUGUCAAGCCCCUCUCUCAGAGGGGAAUUUUGCCAUCCAGAUUCAGAAUAAGCCACAUGUCAGACUGGACAAGAGGUUUUACCAACCAUCUCGACUUUCUUCCGUCGUCCUAUUUACUGAGUCCAGAAAUAUACGAGACUCAAAUAGAUGAGAGCUCGCUGGAUCUUGUUGAAGGUCAUUCUCGUGUUUUUCCGGACCCUGAGGCACCUUCAACGCAACAAAACCCGCCUAGGGAUGAGAGCGUCCCACGGCCUGCUGGAAAGCCAAUCCAGAUUUUGCAUGAUGAUAGUAAUGCAAAUAUUGACAUUGUAGCCGUGCAUGGGCUUGCUGCAAACCCGGAUUAUGCUUGGGUUUGGCAACCAAAGAAUAACCCUCCAGGUUGCCCCGGGUAUCCAACGAAGCAUUUUAACUGGUUGGGGGAGUUGCUGCCCCUUGAGUUGUCGUCGAAACAAGUAUCCUGCCGGGUUAUGACCUUCAACUACGAUUCGAAAUGGUUCAUGAACGCCCCACAGCAAAGGCUGUCUAAUAUCUCGGACAAAUUGCUAGCCAGUCUCCGGAACAUGCGCGAUAAGGUUACUGGCAGACCGUUGAUCUUCAUCGGUCACAGCUUUGGGGGCAAUAUUAUUGAACAGGCGAUCGUCUCCGCUUCCCGACAUUCCGACUUCGCUGAGAUCGGCGAAUCUACUGUCGGCGUAGUAUUCUUGGGUACACCUCAUCGAGGGUGCGCCGCCGCAUCCUGGGGUGCGAUGAUUACAUCGCUCGCACCGCCUCAGUUUGAUUGUGAAGAUAGGAUCUUGAAAGACCUAGAAGAGAACUCGAGUGCAUUAGCAGAUCGUCUGCAUGACUUUUCUCGCUGGCUUUUUGUCGAGUCGGUGCCUGUUGUCUGCUUUUUCGAACAGCUCGUGACAGACUUGGCGUCCAGGUUAGGACCUGUAAGAAGGUUAAUGUCGUGGCGUGAACUCAUCGUACCGGAGAAAACCGCCUGCAUCGAUGGCCAUCACAAGAUAUCUCUAGAAGCAGACCAUUUCAAGAUUAACAAAUUCUACGGCCCCAACGACCCCUCCUUUAAGCUUGUCUACCCUGAGAUCGAACGAAUGGCUCGAGGUGCUCAAGGCAUGCUUAAACACCGCCGGCAUCCGAAAGCUAUUCCAAAAGAUGAAGGCGCUACGUCUGGUGAUCUCCGAGCAUGCCUGCAGGAGAUGAGAGUGACGAAUCCAUUAGACAUUCUGUCGGACAUACGGAGUCAGAAAGGGACAAGAAUAGGGCAUACCUGCGAGUGGAUACUGAAACGAGAAGAAUUCUCCGCAUGGGGAGCCAACGAUAACUCGCGGCUUCUUUGCCUUAUUGGCUCCCCUGGCAUUGGAAAGACGAUGAUGUCCACCUUUCUCAUAGAGACCCUCCAGGGGAAAAUCGAGAAAUCUCCUGGUAAAACAAUUGCAUACUUCCUCUUUGACGACAAGAACCAAGAGCGGAGAACGCCCACGGCAAUGCUUCGAAGCCUUAUCUGGCAGCUGCUACUGCAAAGGAACGAGCUCUUCCAACAUAUCCAACCAGACUUUAAGAAACAUAAGAACAGUCAUCUAUAUGAGUGCCUCUUUGAGAACCUUUCUGCUCUGUGGCGAAUAUUCAAAGAAAUGCUACAGGAUAAGGAUACUGGUGAGAUAUUUAUCCUCAUAGAUGGCUUGGACCAGUGCGACAGAUCCGGUCGCCAGGUGCUCCUUCGUCGUAUAGCGGAACUCUUCCAAGAAUCACCAAAAUCAGCAGGCAACUUGAAGUUUCUUGUAACCUGCCGACCUGAAGUAGGCGAUACUAAGUACAUGCUAGGCGGAAUCGGUGUGUCUUUGAGGAUGGGUUCUACCGAAGUCAGGGAAGAUCUUACCGACUUCAUAAAUUUCAAAGUCGAGGAGCUCAGCAGGAGAAAUAAGUACGGCUCAAGUCUGCGAACAGAGGUCAGAGAGGCUCUGUUAAAUCAAGCUGAAGGUACCUUCCUCUGGGUGUCUUUGGUAAUCGAUGAGCUCGAAAGUACACCAAAGUAUGAGGUCGCGAGUAAGCUUUAUGAUCUUCCCAAGGGACUCGAUGGCAUAUAUACGAGGAUGUUGGGCAACAUUCCGGAAGAAAGGCAAAACGAUGUGAAAUUUCUGCUAUCAAGCAUGGUCGCUGCGCGGCGGCCUCUGACAAAAAAAGAACUGGCGGCCUCGUUCGCAUUUUGGAAGACCAGUUUAGUAGUGGGCGAUCAGGAUCUCCAUGAUUUCAUGGAUAUAUUUUCUUUAUGCAGCUCUAUUAUUUGUUUUGACGUUAUGGGCAACAACAACGAGUCUGCAACUAACUUCUGCCACCAAUCUGCCAGAGAUUUCCUACUGAACGACCAAGGUGGUUCUAGCAGAACAUGGUAUCAUAUGUCCCUGGAUUCCGCGAAUCUUCUCAUGUUCCAGAUAUGCUGGCGAUAUCUUAGUGACUUAUUCCCCAAUGACAGUUUGGUCACACGCUGCUGGAAUGAGAUUCCUACCGAAGAAAGGAGGCAGGAGCUGCUAUCUCACCUUCGCCGGCACUGCUUCUUCUCAUAUGCAUUUAGCGAGUGGGAAGAUCAUGCGAUAGCAAGUUAUCCUGCCAUACAAAAUGAAUUGCCUGUAGACAUAGUCAGGGCGCCGAUAUUACGCGAUAUUUGGUUACUACGGAUGGCUAGAGAAGGACACGGGCACGACGUGGUUAUCAAGAUGCUGCUCACUAGUGACGGUGUCUAUGUGAAUCCGAAAGACAAGGAUGGUCGGACGCCCCUGUCGUGGGCGGCAGGGAAUGGGCACGAGUCAAUCGUCAAGAUGCUGCUCACCACCAACGAGGUAAAUAUAAAUUCGAAAGAUAGCGAUGGUCAUACGCCGCUGUGGUGGGCUGCUGUGAACGGGCACGAGGCCAUUGCCAAGCUGCUGCGCGUGGCAGAAACUGGGUGUUUGGACUUGAUAAAUGAGGAGCAUGGUCGGACCCCAGCAGCGUCGCCUGAGGAAUACUGGGGUUCGCUUGUUACACCUGAAAAGACCCCAUCGUCUACCUUUGCCAACCUCAUUUGCGCCAUCUUUAAUCAUUUCAGCCAUACAACUGCCGACAUGCUCCAACCUCACGAGCUCUGCGAAUUCAUGCAUGCGGCAGGCUGGUCACCACAAGAAUUCCCACCAAUUCAAGUGCUUCUGAGUGGGCAUCCUGCCCCAUGGAAUGCUCUACACCAAUGCGACGCCUUUAUCACGAGUUGUUACAGGUUUUUUCCAUUGGAUCACCAGAUGGGGACGCGUGAUCUUGGCGUAUCACCUACUAUUUAG
Fusarium odoratissimum NRRL 54006 is the source of this 4698-nucleotide messenger RNA. RefSeq lists its product as uncharacterized. Gene Ontology annotation, molecular function: protein binding. The transcript is spliced from 11 exons. The coding region runs from base 1 to 4698 and encodes 1565 amino acids. Lineage: Eukaryota; Fungi; Ascomycota; Sordariomycetes; Hypocreales; Nectriaceae. The record is from RefSeq and is a predicted model, not a curated record.